AUGGGAGCAAUCCAAGACGACUUGGUCAUGGAUCGUGAUACCAUCUCAGGCUUAAGAGCAUUCGAGAUUCCGACCAUGAGGACCUUGCGUCGGUUCGAGAAAAAGGACGACAACGCUUGGUUUGAGUUCCUAGGCACACUUCCAGUAGGCAUCUCUGAUGUAAAGGGUGAUGGAGGCGUACCUAUCUGGUACCACAACGGGCCACUGAUUGCCACAGAAUCAAAACAAGGAAUAAAGCCUCAGUCAAGGUACGUUAAUGGAGACGAAGACGAUACUGAUUAUAUCAAAUCUGAUAGUUGCUUCUAUCCGGGAGUUAUGCUUAAAGGGAACUCUGUCCCUUCCCAUUGUUGGAAUUCCGAGAACGAGCAGACACAGCAAAAAUUAGGGGAUCCUGAUUACUUCAAAGCUACGCAAGGGGAAAGCCACGUCGGCAACCUUACAGAGUAUAUCAACACUACGGACAUUGGCUUGAUGAAGGUCAAAGAUGGCAUAGCUUUCAAUAACCGCUUGCUCGACCUAAAUACCGUGCCGAAAAGGCUUGUAUCAGCAGGCGAAUUGAACCUUAACGAAGAAUACGCUAUCGAUAGUUUUGUUACUGGUACUCAAAGAUUGCGUCUUGCAGGUAUACGCGCUCGCAACGACGACGCAGUAUCAGCAUUGAAGGGAAAGCCGGAAGACAUUCCAGAUGAUGGGUAUCACCUUUCUUUUGCCCAAGGGAUUUACGCUACAGGUGCACCAGAAAUCUACAAUAUGCCAAGAAUUAGAGACGGUGUCAGUGGCUGUGCUGUGGUAAGGGUAAACCCAAGAAAGAAUGCGAGUGAACGAGAAAAUGUCUUGCAUGAAGGCGAAAUAUGCGGUUUCAUGCAUUGGUCAAACAUACAAUUUCGGUAUGGCUCCGGAGGUCUGCUUUGCUUUGCAGAUGCAGUGGAUAGUUUGGUUGCGGAGGGCUGGGAAGUUUGCAAAGUCGCCGAGAAGAGAGUUGCUGAAGAUGGAGAUCAAGAGGGAGAAUCACCCUCUAAGAAGCGGAAGUAG
Amorphotheca resinae ATCC 22711 is the source of this 1032-nucleotide messenger RNA. RefSeq lists its product as hypothetical. The record is from RefSeq and is a predicted model, not a curated record. NCBI's taxonomy places the organism in Eukaryota, Fungi, Ascomycota, Leotiomycetes, Helotiales, Amorphothecaceae. The coding region runs from base 1 to 1032 and encodes 343 amino acids. The transcript has 3 exons.